Molecule: messenger RNA, 1691 nt
Organism: Pseudomassariella vexata
Lineage: Eukaryota; Fungi; Ascomycota; Sordariomycetes; Amphisphaeriales; Pseudomassariaceae
Product: replication factor C
Exons: 2
Coding region: 131-1294 (387 amino acids)
Biological process (GO): DNA-templated DNA replication; DNA repair
Cellular component (GO): Rad17 RFC-like complex; Ctf18 RFC-like complex; Elg1 RFC-like complex
Molecular function (GO): DNA binding; ATP hydrolysis activity; ATP binding
Source: RefSeq, a predicted model, not a curated record
CUUUGGAGAUGCGGAACCAAGUUCCAUCCUGAAGUCCAUCAGGCAACCAAACAACCUCUAUUUUCCACGCACCAACCAUCCGUCUGGUACGAAAUACUCGCAAGCAGCCAAGCCUCAACAAUUUAUCAAAAUGUCGGACUUUGAGGACGAGAUGGAGAUUGAUGCUCCUUCCAAGGACAUUGCCUUCUCCGACAACGCCGCCAAGGGCAAACGAAGUGCAGCCAACCUCCCAGUCGAAGCCGAAGACUCCCUGCCAUGGGUUGAGAAGUACCGACCCUCAACACUUGACGACGUGUCAGGCCACCAAGACAUCCUCGCGACCAUCAACAAAUUUGUUGAUACCAACCGACUGCCCCACUUGCUUCUUUACGGGCCGCCUGGGACCGGCAAGACCUCGACGAUAUUGGCGCUUGCGCGACGCAUCUAUGGUGAACAAAACGUGCGCCAGAUGGUGUUGGAACUCAAUGCCUCAGAUGACAGAGGUAUCGAUGUCGUGCGCGAGCAGAUCAAGACGUUCGCAUCUACAAAGCAAAUAUUCACAAUCGGAGGUGGAUCGCGACCGGGAGGCAUGGCAACCUACAAGCUCAUUAUCCUAGAUGAAGCCGAUGCCAUGACAAAUACCGCGCAGAUGGCGCUGCGGAGGAUCAUGGAGAAGUACACAGCAAACACGCGGUUCUGCAUCAUUGCAAACUAUUCUCACAAACUGUCCCCGGCGCUGCUCUCUCGGUGCACACGAUUCCGAUUCAGUCCAUUGAAGGAGGAUGAUAUCAGGGUCUUGGUCGACAAAGUUGUCAUGGAGGAGGACGUCAAGAUCUCUGCUGAAGCAACAGACUCUCUGGUCAAGCUGAGCAAGGGUGAUAUGCGGAGGGCGCUUAACGUGCUCCAGGCGUGCCACGCGUCAAGCACGCCCCUGCAACCAAGAGACGGCCCCAAGGUGGCCGAGAAGGACAUAAUCCGAGACAACAUCACGACAGAGACCAUUUACAACUGUAUCGCAGCACCCCCCCCUGAAGCCAUUGAGAAGAUUACACAGACACUACUCACGACCAAUGAUGUGACCACGUGUCUGUCGACCAUCAAUACUCUCAAAGUUGCCAACGGAUUGGCACUGGCGGAUAUCAUUACUGCCUUGUCAGAACAGCUCGUCACCAUGGAGGUGAAGCCCGAGGCCAUGAUUAGGUGGCUUGAUGGCCUUGCUGAGAUUGAGUACAGAGUGGCUGGUGGCGGAAACGAGGCUAUCCAGACCGGCGCUGUGGUUGGAGUUGUGAGGGAGGGCUGUGAGUUAACUGUAUAAAGCUAUCAGGGCACAACGAUGCAGUACUGGUUCUUGCCGUUGGCAUGAAUAAGCUAAGUUAUGGGAGCAAUGAAAUUCGGGAUGAUACCCUUGGUUGGUUGGCCUUUUGGAGGGCAGUGUUUGCCCAAGGUACGUGGUUGCCGAUGGGUACGAAUGAACAUUUAAAGGCUAUAAUCUUCAUAGACUUUCAGAGCUAAGAAGUGUCAGAACUUUCUAGCAAGGCUUACAAUUUAGGUUUGUAGAUGGAUCGCUUCUUAUCUAACUGCGGUUGCUGCGUACGCAAGCUGCGGGUAAGCCGCCGUGUUAGAUGUUGGCACAGGAUGUGUUCACGAGCUCAUCAGCGCAUUUCCAAAAGAUAAAUAGCAUAAAAAGCUCCAAUAAAUGAAGUCUGAAUGUG